Molecule: messenger RNA, 513 nt
Organism: Merops nubicus (carmine bee-eater)
Lineage: Eukaryota; Metazoa; Chordata; Aves; Coraciiformes; Meropidae
Gene: NME5
Product: NME/NM23 family member 5
Exons: 4
Biological process (GO): CTP biosynthetic process; negative regulation of oxidative stress-induced intrinsic apoptotic signaling pathway; UTP biosynthetic process
Molecular function (GO): nucleoside diphosphate kinase activity
Source: RefSeq, a predicted model, not a curated record
AAACGGAAGCUCCACUUAAGCCCAGAGCAAUGUAGCAACUUCUAUGCAGACCAAUAUGGGAAAAUGUUUUUUCCUAACUUAACAGCCUAUAUGAGUUCUGGACCUUUAGUUGCUAUGGUUCUUGCCAGACAUCGAGCAGUCUCUUACUGGAAGGAAUUGCUUGGACCAUCAAACACCUUAAAAGCUAGGAGAACUCACCCUCACAGCUUAAGAGCCAUCUAUGGGACUGAUGAUCUGAGGAAUGCACUUCAUGGCAGUCUCAGCAUUUCCUCAGCAGAGAAGGAAAUUCGAUUCAUGUUUCCAGAAGCAAUCCUGGAGCCAAUUCCAGCUGGACAAAGAGCCCGAGACUACCUGGCCCUGCAUGUGAAGCCCACGCUGCUGGCCGGGCUCACGGCGCUGUGUAAGGAGAAGCCUGCGGACCCCAUGACUUGGCUUGCUGACUGGCUGAUUGAACACAAUCCUAAUAAACCCAGGCUACAAUAUCAGAGCACUGAAGAAAAGCAUCAAGAGUGA